Messenger RNA from Anopheles funestus (African malaria mosquito), 1908 nucleotides. Its product is annotated as PIN2/TERF1-interacting telomerase inhibitor 1. Gene Ontology annotation, cellular component: nucleolus. The transcript has 2 exons. Gene Ontology annotation, molecular function: telomerase inhibitor activity; nucleic acid binding. Bases 116 to 1741 code for a protein of 541 amino acids. Gene Ontology annotation, biological process: regulation of ribosome biogenesis. The record is from RefSeq and is a predicted model, not a curated record. Lineage: Eukaryota; Metazoa; Arthropoda; Insecta; Diptera; Culicidae.
CUAUGUGCUGUCACAAACCGAAAACACACGUGCGUAGAAAUCAUAUGCGUGCUGUUGCGUUUCAGGUUUCAAUUAAAAACUUGUUAAAUAGCUUAUUUAUAACGUUAACCAAACAAUGGCAGAUUCUUUAGGUUCGGUGAUGCUUCCUAGCAUGAAAAGGCGUCAGAAAAAUUUAUGCCAAGAGGGGCUCAUACCAGGCCGGCGCCCAUAUUACUUAGAUCAAAACUCAAUUGGGCAACGUAUGCUUGCGAACCUGGGAUGGUCGCAAGGCAAAGGUUUAGGCAAAAAUGAAAACGGAAUAACUGUACCCGUAUCGAAUAAGUUAAAACUCGAUACCAUGGGGGUAGGUUUUACUGGCGUAAGAGACGACCUGUGGACGCAGCACGAUGCAGAUUUCAACGAUCUGCUUCAACGAUUAAAUGGCGAGGAAGAUGUCCCUGCCGACACUGAGAUCGAUCCAAAGUCUCAGCUACAGUCGCUCGAGCAGAAGUCGAAAAAUUCCCGCGUACGUGUACACUACAACAAAUUUACGCGCGGUAAGGAUCUAAGCCGGGCGAACGAGAAAGAUCUUGCCAGCAUUUUUGGCAAACGUGCGGUGGCAGAUAAGCCGGUCGAACCGUUGGAGAAUGAUUCGUCCCAAAAUGAUAGCGAUGAUGAUUCACAAACAGCGCGGCCAAUUUUGGGUUUGUCCACAAUCAAGGCAAGUGUCUCGAUGCACGAGUAUUUCCAAGAGAAAAUGAAACAGAAAAAACUAUCCACUAAUGGGUCUGGACAUUGCAAUGGGCCGCUGGCAACAACCGAAAAAGAAGCGGAAAAAGAUCCUGCUGCCGAGGAGGAACAUUCUUCGGCCGGCACUGAGAAGCGUAAGACGAAGAAAAAUAGGAAAAAUGGAAAUGAAACCGGGGAGGUUGAAGAAGAACAAUUAUCAGCCGAGAAGGAUAAGUGUAAAACGAAGAAAAGUAAGAAAAAGUAUAGCGAAAUCGAGGAGUCUGAACUGGUGGUUCCGGUAGAGGACACUGCAAGUGAAGAAGUUUCGCAUAAAAAAUCAAAACGGAAAAGGGAGAAAAUGGAACAAACCGUGAACACAAUGGAGGAAGUUCCGCUUGAAGCGGAAAACACGAUAAAAAAGAAGAAAAAAUCCCAUAAACAAAUCGCAGAUCCGGAACCGGAUGAAACACCUGAAGUCGUACAGGUAGAACAAGCUGUAGAGGUUUCUGCCAACGAUCCGGAGGAACCGGCGAAAAAGAAGAAAAAGUCUAAAAGAUCUAAAUCCGUUGUUUCCGCCGAGACUAACGAUAAUGCAGAACCGAUCGAGGAUAAUAACGUUCCAGAUACGAACGAAACGGCUCCGAUAGAUUCGUCUGAACCAGUAAAGAAAAAGAAAAAAUCGAAAAAGAGUAAAGUAAAAUCGGGUUCCAGUGAGGAUGAUAAUGGUACCGUCGGGACGGAAUUAAAAAGCACCGAACAAAUCAACGACACUGCACACGAUUCUGAGGGUAAGGAUAAAAGUAAUACAGAGCAACACUCCACAGUGCAGCUUUCUGCAUCUGCCGGUUCGUCCGAAUCUUUGAAGAAGAAGGAGGAGGAAGAGGAGUUGACCUGUAAAGUGAAAGUCGACGUACUCAAGUACCUUGACGAAACCCGCUUCGCUGGCUCUAAUUUUGCCAAUAUUAUCGGUUACAGAUUAACAGAAGAGGUAAAGCUUGUGAAAAACAACAGCCAGAGGACGGGAAUUAGGUAAAACCGUUAGUGCUAAUCGGCUAAUCACGUUUGGAUAGCAAAAUGGGUGGAUUGAAUUAAGCUUUUCUAUCAAAUUCAGGCACGAUAGCAUACCAAACUGAUGGAAUAGGAAACGAAUUGAAUGGGCAUCAGAAUAAAUAAAUAUUUUAUUCAUUAUUCGAAUCAACA